Molecule: messenger RNA, 4334 nt
Organism: Mugil cephalus (flathead mullet)
Lineage: Eukaryota; Metazoa; Chordata; Actinopteri; Mugiliformes; Mugilidae
Product: ornithine decarboxylase-like
Exons: 10
Coding region: 1236-2525 (429 amino acids)
Cellular component (GO): cytoplasm
Molecular function (GO): ornithine decarboxylase activity
Source: RefSeq, a predicted model, not a curated record
GUCGUCUGAGUGAAUACAAAAUCAGCACAUUAUGAGACUCCUUUUAACUUCUGCCCCGCCUCCACCGUCAAUUAAUGUCACCGCGCGGUAUUGCCACCUGCUUAAUUGCUUAGGUUGCGGCUUGUAGGGUAGGUCUGGGUGCUGCGGUACUCGGGUAAUUUAUUUAUCGUGGUGUCGCUUUAAAGCAUCAUCGUGAGCAUUUGGAUGAGUGUGGCGUCUGCUCUCUUCCUCCACUGCGAAGGCUGUGUUAAGCUGUCAUCGUGCGGCUGUCGAGGCCCCCGCUCGUGCCCCUUCUCUUCCUCGUGCGCUGUGGAGCUGCAGUCCGCAGCACGGCGACGUGCGCCACCAGCUGGGCCACCUGCAGCUUUCAUAUUAAUUCCACUGUGUUCAUUGAGCUUCAGAUUAUUCAUCCCAUCACGACUCUGGCUGGUUAAUUAAUUACGUUCUUUUGGUUAUUUGGUUUAUUCGGUUGGGUUAAAUAUCUUCUUGUGUUCAUUUGUUUUUGUUUUUUUGGAUUGUAGAAUAUUUGGUUAAAUAUUUUGUCUCUUUAUUUAGUUUGAUUUCUAGUUGUUGGGUUUGCUUUUAGUGAACGGGCUCUUACUACCCCUGGCCCCCACCUAAGCUCAGUUUUGAUUUCAUUAUAAUCUUGUUACUUUGUGGGUGUUUUUUUAUGUGUGGCUACAUUUGUGUUUUUGUAUGCUUGAAUUAUUUUAGUCAUUCAGUCAGUUAUUAAUUUUCUGUUGGUGUGUAUGCGUGGGUGUGACUGCUGUGCACAUUUGUGUGUUUUAGUAUGCACCUGGUGGUUUGGUUUGUAGUGGUUUUCUUUGGUUUGUUGAGUUGUGCCCCCCACCCUUUUUUUCUACUGUCUGUCAGCUAGGACCAGUCUUAGCCCUGUUCCUGCCAUUUGUUUUUUCUUUGUUUCUUUCCUUUCAUCUUGACACUCAGGCUGUGGUUUUCUUGGUGUCUUUGUGUUCUUUUAAACUUGGUAACCUUUCAAUCAAUAAAUUUUGGUUACAUGUGGAAGUCGUCCGUCUCCCGUCCUCUGUAUAUUGGUGUAACGAACCUGUGUGACCUACCGUUGCUUAAGGUACUGGUUAGUGUGCAUUUCCCCAGGUGGUUGUUGGGCAAUUUUACCUCACUUUUAUCCAUUUGGCCAAACACAGUCAGAGCUCCUUGAAAUAGAGCUCCACUAAAACCCGUUUCAAACUUCAUGAUAUUUUCAGUGACUGAACUGGAUGGAGGACUGCACAAGACACGAAAACUCAUCGGUCGUACACGUAUUAUCCUCUGAGACGGAUGAAAUAGAAAUUUUAGACGAUGGAAAGACCGUCAGAGAUUUCAUAGACGCUAAAAUAAAACUGCUUGGCUCAGUGGACAAUGAAGAGCCGUUCCACGUGGCAAAUCUUGACUGUAUUUUAGAGAGGCACCUCCGCUGGAUUUCCAACUUACCUCGGGUCAAGCCUUUCUAUGCAGUAAAGUGCAACAACACACCAGCAGUUAUCAGGAUGCUGAGUGCUCUAGACACUGGUUUUGACUGUGCCAGCAAGGCUGAGAUUGAGCUGGUUCUGUCCCAUGGAGUGACACCUGACAGGAUCAUUUAUGCACAUCCAGCUAAACCACUGUCCCACAUCCGCUACGCCUGCACUCAGGGAGUAGAUAUAAUGACGUUUGACAGCAAAGAUGAACUUGUAAAAAUCUCUCGUCAUCAUGCUGAAGCCAAACUGGUGGUACGCAUUGCAGUGGAUGACUCCGAGUCACUGGUAAGACUCAGCUCAAAGUUUGGAGCCAGACUGGUCUCAGUUGGUGGGCUGCUGGAACGUGCUAGAAAGCUGGGGUUGGAGGUGAUUGGAGUCAGCUUCCAUGUAGGCAGUGGGUGCACUGGAAGUUUGGCCUUCAAGCGAGCUAUAGCAGAUGCCCGACAUGUCUUUGACAUAGCGAGUGACCAUGGAUACCAGAUGAGACUCUUGGAUAUCGGUGGAGGAUUUUCUGGGAAUAGUGUCUUCCAAGAGACAUUUGAAGAUUUUUCAGAAGUUAUCAAUGAAUCAUUGGAUAAAUUCUUCCCACCGGACAGCGGAGUGGAGAUUAUUGCAGAACCAGGUCGGUUCUACGUGGAAUCGGCCUUCACGCUGGCCGUGAAUGUCAUCGCUAAAAGAGUGGUCGCCAACGAUAAAGAUGAACACCACAAUGGUGAGAAAAACAUCCCAGACACAGUGAUGAUGUACUAUAUUAACGACGGACUGUAUGGCUCCUUGAGUUUCCUCAUCAACGAUCCUGCUCACACAAAGGUGGAACCAUACCUUCACAGGGCUGUAGAGAACAACGAGCCCAGAUACCGGUCUGUCAUCUGGGGCCCAACCUGUGACAGCUUUGACAAAGUGGCCGAAAGCUACUGGAUUCAGGAGUUGCGCGUGGGAGACUGGCUUCUCAUCGACAACAUGGGCGCUUAUUCUGUUUGUGCGUCCACUGAUUUCAAUGGCUUUGAGAGGGCACACAUUUACCCUGUUGUGACCACUAAAACAUGGUAGGCCAUAAACCUCCCUGACACUGGCUGCAUUGACCAUUAAUAAUUCGAAAUUUUUUAGAUUUCAGAAAGAGUAAUGGUUUGGCUCAAAAUGGUUGAUGAGUUCCACCCAACCAGGACAUUUUUUCAUUUGGUGAAUAUUUCUGGCUCUGUUACAAUUUGCGGCUUGAAUUUCUGCAGGAACUCGUGGCAUUUUUACUCUUGUGAUUUUUCACCCUCUGGACACUUUUGCGGCAAAAAUGGGAACAAAAAACAGCCAUCAAUAUUUUUAAAAAAAAUACUAGUGCAAUCAAAUCAAUUUUAUUGCUAAUCUUUGACAUAUCCAAGACUCCAGUCACCCCCAAAGUCCGAUCCACUUACUGUUUGUUUUAUGAAAAAUUUAGUUUUGAUGUUUUUGUAAAACAUUUAAUGGGUUAAAAUCCUGCAAAUUAUUGAAAUGUUGGUAGUUUUCAGCAGGUCUGAUGUUUUUUAAGUGAUUUAAUGUGGGAAAAAAGGAGAAACAAAUAUUGAUGUGAGGAUCUUAUGGCUGUUUUUUUUUUUUUUUUGUCAUGAAGGUGUCCAGAGUGUGCAAAAUUUUAAAUGUGACGCUAGAUAAAAAAUGAUGAUGUAAUCAUAUCAAUUUUAUUGUUAAUCUUCAACAUAUCCAAGACUCCAAUCACCACCAAAGCCCCGUCAUCCUACUGUCUAUUUUAUGGAAAGUAAUUCAGUUUAGUUUUUUUGUUGUUGUUGUUUUUUUUUUUGUAAAAAACAAUAAAUAAAAAAUACUAAUAAUAAUAAUGAAAUACUUCGAAUCAUUAGACUGGCAUUUAAAGGGUUGAAAUCCUGGAAGUUAUUGACAUUUCGUCAGUUUUGAGCAAGGCAGAAGGUGUAGAAAAAAAAUAUUGAGGAUUUUAUGGCAGUUUCUUUAUGUGUGUACAUUUUUUCCCCAAAGGUGUCAAAGGAUAGUAAAUUUCAACUAACCACUAUUGUUUUUCUACUGUUGUUUAGCUGGUUUAUUAAGUGCUGACUGGGACUCCUGACUAUGUUUCUUUUAAGUUUAACUGCAAAUAUGUAUUUGUUUUACAUAAUGGCUCCAUCUUGUGGUUCAAAUCAAUUCUAAGAAAAUAAGCCAGAAAACUUGAAAGAACAAUAAUAAUAGUAAUACCUUGUAACACUGACAUAUUUAUAGCAUGCUUUAACUUUCUUGAGAACAUUUCAGAAAUGUAUGUAGACGGGAUUAAAAACAGUUGAUGAAAUCAUUUAUUUUUCACUUUCAUUUUUAAUGUUAUGAUGCUCUUGAUGUGACGUUUUGCUGAAGAUUUGACACAUUUGCUGCUGUAAUGAGUAUUUAGAAGUGGUGGUGAAGAUGGAAAUAAUAAUAACAGCAUGUCACAUACUUGAAACUGAAAUAUUGCUCAGUUUUACGUUGAAACCAUGUCAGAAAGCUGGUAAUUCAACUGAACGAUCAUUUUUGAAGGAUGUAGUUAAUGGUGCUGUUAAAUUGUAUUGAAUUACCACACACACACACACACGCACACACACGCACACACACAUACACACACACACACACACACACACACACACACACACACACACACACACACACACACAGUGUUUAUGUUAGUCAACCUGGCCCAAUGACGAAAAUGGGGCGGUUUGAAAUAAUGGAAACACAUAAAAACAAAAAAAAAGAUGGUCUCCAAAGCGAAAACACAGUUGGGUCAAGUGUUUUUAUUAUUAUUUCUUCAUCAGUACAAUACAGUAACGUAGGUUGUGAUGUAUUUUUAUGAAUCAACAGUUAUUUUAAAUAUAAUAAAUAUAACGAUCUGCAUGA